AUGUUUUCGGCGAGGGGAUAUUGUACCCAUCCAACAUGUUUUCCUGCUUGGGGGGCUUCACCGGUUCUUAUUUUUCUUUGUAAAGAACAUUGCCGACGAAUGUUGUGUUACAGACAUUGGCUUUCUCAUCAACCAUCUCAAACAACAAUAGAAGACGAUCCACACGACAUCAAUCAUACAUCAUUUAAUUCAGAUCUUGAUGAAAAUGACUGUACAAAUCAGCACGAAUAUCCUAGUUCAACGGAAGAUUUCAAUCAAUCUAUUCAAUCAGAUGAUAAUAAUGAAACAAUCCAUUCGAAUGAUGACAAAGACAUGAUCCAACCGAAAAUAUAUAAAAAAGAAAUCGAAUGGUGGAAUGAAAUAACACCAUGGAAAAAUGGUGAAAGUUUUUAUGCAAAAUUAAAAGAAUCAAGCAUGAAUUCUAUGAAACAGUCGAACACAGACGAAGAUUCAAAUUAUACGAUCAAACAAAAGAGAAAAAAAAAAUUUGAACGAUCGAUAACUUGUCGCUCGUAUUGUGGUCAAUGUCCAUUAAUAUUCGAUGGAGCAUUUGGUUUAAUUCAAGCUUAUCAUCAACAUCAGCUUUGUUUACCAUCGAGACAUUUAAAUAAAAAAAUUUGUCUCUAUCAACAUUUUCAUUCAAAACAUGGAUUUACAAAUGAAGUCGCAAUGCGUCUUGUACGAGCAAUUAUUCAUCAACAAGAUCCACAUAAAAGUAAACUAUUUUCAUCUAAUAGUGAUACACCAUUAACACUUCACGAUCCAUUUCAUAAAGUGAAAUGUCCACUUGCAAAUAGACAUGAUAUUAUAAAUACGCCAUGUUUAAUACAGGAAAUUACUCGAAAAAGUAUUCGCCGGCAUCUAUGUGGUGUACAUCGAUUAGAUCAACAAACAAUUAAUAAACUUAUUAAAGAAAUGUUUAAAUAG
Molecule: messenger RNA, 927 nt
Organism: Rotaria socialis
Lineage: Eukaryota; Metazoa; Rotifera; Eurotatoria; Philodinida; Philodinidae
Source: the annotation of a GenBank genome assembly